Molecule: messenger RNA, 3769 nt
Organism: Acinonyx jubatus (cheetah)
Lineage: Eukaryota; Metazoa; Chordata; Mammalia; Carnivora; Felidae
Gene: NT5M
Product: 5',3'-nucleotidase, mitochondrial
Exons: 4
Coding region: 187-777 (196 amino acids)
Biological process (GO): pyrimidine deoxyribonucleotide catabolic process
Molecular function (GO): 5'-nucleotidase activity
Source: RefSeq, a predicted model, not a curated record
CUCUGGGGCCAGAGCCUGCGCGCUGCGCCCCGCGCGCCCAGCGCCCCGCGCCCUGCGCCCCGCGCUGCCCGCGCGCCCGAGCCGGCAGGGGUUUCUUUCCCCCAUCGCGGUCAUGUCUCCGGGUCCGGCCCGGCGGGGUGGCGCGGCCCAGGCCCCGGCGCCCGCGGCGAGCGACCGCCAGGGACCAUGAUCCGGCUAGGCUGCUGGUGUGCGCGGCGGCCCCGCAGCGCGGCGUUCCCCGCGGGGCGGCGCUGGGGGUCUGGCGGGCCGGCGGGCCGGGCGGGCGGCCGCUCCCUGCGGGUGCUGGUGGACAUGGACGGCGUGCUGGCCGACUUCGAGGGCGGCUUCCUCAGGAAGUUCCGCGCGCGGUUCCCCGACCAGCCCUACAUCGCGCUGGAGGACCGGCGCGGCUUCUGGUUGUCGGAGCAGUACGGCCGCCUGCAGCCCGGCCUGAGCGAGAAGGCCAUUAGCAUAUGGGAAUCGGAAAAUUUCUUUCUUGACCUGGAGCCUCUCCCGGGGGCUGUGGAAGCUGUGAAGCAGAUGGCCAACCUAGAAAACACUGAUGUCUUCAUCUGCACGAGCCCCAUCAAGAUGUACAAGUACUGUCCCUACGAGAAGGAUAGAUUCCAGGAGAUAGAAUUCCUGGCUCCCACAAGGAGGGUCUACCAUGACCCGCACUACAGGGAGGGAGGGUCACACGGGUGGCGCUGUGCUGGCGUCAGGCAGGGGCCAGGCCGGGCCACAGAGGGUCGGUCAGUGGAGGGAGUGGAGUACUGAACAAAGACAUGAAGACAGGAAAAUGCAGAUAUGUUUGAGGAACUUUGGGUGAGUUGUGUUGGCUGGUGGCCUUGGGGCCUGGCUGGGAUGUGGGCUUGGGAUCAGGCUGGGGUGCAAGCUCAUCUCCCAGCCGUCUGUCACCGUUCAGCUACAUUGUCACCUCCUCCCCCCCCCCCCCGCCCUGCCCCCACCGGAAGCCAGAGGGGAAGGCGGACUGACUGUGUCUUGUAAAGAGAUGAAAGUAGCUGUAGCCACCUCCCCUCCCACCGUCCGUGUGCCCUCCCAUCCCUAGUAGACGGACCCUCUGUCCUUGGCCAGCUGAGGCUGGGGGCAGGCGGCUGCUGCUGAUCCUUCUGCUGGUGCCUGCGGUGGAGUGAUGUCCUGUCUCAGGACGUCAACUGAGGAUGGAUGUUUUGCCCUCAUGGCAGCCCCGGUGGGUGCCCACGACCUGGACCUCUCACAGAGUUUUUCCCUCCACACCUGCCCCCAGACAGCAUCAGCCUUUGGCAGCAGAAGUGGGAGUUUUUCUCCUUAGUUGAUUCCCCUCGAGACCCAAUCAAAGGAAGGAAACCCAAUUGCUAAGAGGUCAGCUUCUUUAUCAUACUUAGGGCGUCAGAGUUAGGUACCAUUCAGGUUAUCAGAACCAGAACCUUCUUUCUGGCUCAACCGUGCUGACAUUUUACACCCAGAUGUACAUGCAGGCAAGGGCUUCACCUGCAAUACCCAUUAACCUUCAUAAUAGCCUUUUGAAGUAGGUAUUGUUAUUAUCCCCAUUCUACAGAUGAGGGAACUGAGGCACAGAGAGGUUAAGUCACCUGCCCAAGGUCAGCAUCGAGAAAUGGCGAGUCAGGUUUGGGCAGUCUGACUCCAGGGCCUGUGCUCUGUACCUGUGCUAUGCUGACCCCCUUUUCUAAUUCCACCUGAUUCAGAACUUAGCACGAUAUUACUAGGGUUUUUUCCCCCCCCGAAGAGAAUUAAAAACAAUCUACGGUAAAUGCUUCAUGCUCAAGCAUGAUAUUUUACUGUUACUUUUCCGUAUUCCGGUCACAAGUGGGAUUAAGUGAGAUGCUUGGACGUAACAAUGGGACACGUGCUUUUCAUGUGAAGUCUGGUCUCCAGCUGAUAUGUCUGCUAGAUUCUGUGUUUGAUUUUAAGAAUAAAUGUUAAACAUUUCCACCCCAUAAGUGAGCCUCUUCACUUGAACUCAAAUAAAAAAUGUCGGCCAAGUUUUGAACUUCAGAAGGUAAUGAAUGAAAUUUCUUCACAUAUUUCACACCAAAAUUGUCCAACUGCUCCCAGAACUUAAACCUCCUGUAAGACUUGCACUAAAAGCACAUCAUUUGCCGCCAAAAUAAACCAUAAUUUCUUUUAGGAGCAGUGAGAGUCAUACUGCCAACAUUUCAGGAACUUUCUCUGGUGGUACCUCCCACCUCCUGUGCUACCUAGGAGAGUCUCAAACUGGGGCUCAUGCUAUGUUUUGGCCCCAGCUACUAUUUUUAAAAAAAUUGGCUGUUCAUGGUAAUUGGCAUAGGGUUUUUUUGGGAGGAUGAUGGAAACAUUCUGGAAUUACAUGGGCAAUGGUCGCACAACAUAGUGGAUUACUAAAGCAAACCCACUGAAAUGUAUACUCAAAAUUGCUGAAUUUUAUGGUAUGUAAAUUAUAUAUAAAAAUGACUGUGAAGCAAAAUAAAAAGGACACAGCCUUUUACAAUACAGAAAAUAAUGUGCUAGAAAAAAGAGAGGUCUCAAAUAAAACCAGAAAUGAAAGAGUUGUCACAACUGAUACCACAGAAAUACAAACGAUAAGAGACCACUGAGAAUGAUUAUAUGCCAGCAAAUUGGACAACAGUAGAAGAAAUGGAUAGAUUCUGAGAAACACAACCUUCCAAGACUAAAUCACGAUGAAAUAGAAAAUCCGAACAGCUCAGUUACCACCAAGGAGAACGAGUCAGUAACCAAAAACCUGCCAGUGAACAAAUGUCCAUGACCAGACGACUUCACUGGUGAAUCUUGCCGAACAUUCAAAGAAAAAUUAAUCCCAACCCUUCUCAAAUUCUUCCCCAAAAUGGAAGGGGAGUGGAGGGACUCUGAAACACAUUUAUGAGACCAGCAUUACGCUGAUCCCAAAACCAGACAAGAAUGCCACACAAAAGAAAAUUUGAGGUCAAUAUCCCUGAUUAAUGCAGAUGCAGAAUUCCUCAAUAAAAUACUAGCAAACUGAUUUCAACAAUACAUUUAAAGGAUCAUAUGCCAUGAUCGAGUGGGAUUUGUUCCAGGAGUGUAAGGAUGGCUCAAUGUAUGCAAAUCAACUAAGUGAUGUGCUACAUUAACAAAAUAGAUAAAAAUUAUAUGAUCAUCCCACUAGAUGCAGAAAAGCAUUUGACAAAAUUCAAUAUCCAUUUUAAUAAAAACUCUCAACAAAGCAGAUAUAGAGGGAAUGUACUUUAACAUAAUAAAGGUCAUUAUGACAAAUUCACGGCAAAUACUCUACUCAAUGGUGAACAGCUGAAAGCUUUUCCUCUAAGAGCAGGAACAAGACGGGAUUUUUAUUCAACAUGAUAUUGGAUGUCCUAGCCACAGCAAUUAGGCAAGAAAAAAAAAAUUGGAAAGAAAGAAGUAAAACUGUCACUGUUUGUAGAUGACAUGAUAUUAUAUAUAGAAAACCUUAAAGACUCCACCAAAAAACUGUUGGAACUAAUAAACAAAUUUAGUAAAGUUACAGGAUACAAAAUCCUACACAAAAGUCUGUUGUAUUUCUUUACAUUAGUAAUGAACUGUCAGAGAAAUUAAGAAAAUUUCAUUCAUAAUUGCAUCAAAAAUAAUAAAAUACCUUGGAAUAAAUUGAUCCAAGGAGGUGAAAGACCUGUAUAUUAAAAACUAUAAGACCUUAAUGAAAGAAAUUGAAGAAGAUACAAAUAAAUGUCAAGAUAUUUUGUACUCAUGAAUUGGAAGAAUUCAUAUUUAAAAAAUUUUCAUAUUGGGGCGCCUGGGU